GUUCCUGGACUAUAAAGACUGCAGCAAGCCACUCACCUGCAGGUUGCAUUGUUUCGCCUGUUCUGUUGUUGUUUCCCGAGUUUUCCUUAGUCUUAGUUCUCCUGGUUUUGACCGUGCCUGUCUUUGGAUAUUCUGAUUGUUUGCCGCCUGACCUGACCUCCGCCUGUCUCUGGAUUUUGUGAUUGCCUCGCCUCCUAUAUAUCUGUUUACCCUGUUUGACGCCUGCCUGCUAUGACCAUGCCUUCGUUUAAUAAAAGCCUGCACAUGGAUCCGCACGCCUCAGACCGUUCAUUCAUGACAGUAGGUGUCUGCUCAUGUACACUUCUUGUGUGAAUAGGGGUUGAGAAACGUGGACCAAUUUGAUCAGCCCCAUCAAUCUGUAUAUGGGCAAACCUCAGUACCCUCUCCCUCUUCCCAUACUGUUUUGACCAUAAGACACUUCCAUGUAAGAAUCAGCUUUUGAGUACUUCCUACUCGCUUCUUUUUUUAUAAUAUAACUAUAAAUUAAAUGUCUAACACAAACAAACAUAUAUGAGGACUCAUGCAGCUUAUAAAACUGCGUAUGCAGCAAUGCACAGAACUGAAAAAAAGAAAGAAAAGUAAAGACAUAAAAAAAUUGUUUAAAUAGUGAAAAAUAAUCAUCGAGGUAUCUACUUUGUAUUCUAUUUUGUAUGAUCUGUCUGACAUUAUUCAACAAAUCCUUUAAAGUUGACUGGGGAAGAUGGGUAUUAUCUGCAGGAGAGAGAGAAUAUUGAGUAACAGCAGGUAGCGCUAGAGUACUGAUGUAGUUUGUGAUCUGCUGUUAAAAGAAGAAAGAGAAAGCAGGUGUGUUUGUGCUUCACAUUCUUGUCCAGUGUGUGCUUAACAGCGAUCACAAAACCGUAAGCGUUUUAAAGACUUCUGAUUUCUCCAAAAUAACAUCGUCUCAACUACUGCGAAGACACAGGGUCCUGUUCAGGACAUGAGGAACAUCUGAUGAUCUUCAGAGACACAAAGAUCUCAGAGAAAAGAAGAAAGAGAUGAGUCUCUCAAAGAAACCGAGCUCUGUGUCUGUGAAGAGCAACCAGUCAAAAGGUGAUCCACCGGGAUUCAGUGAGGAGACACCACCAGCUACUGAAAGCUUUGCAUCUGUGAAAAGUGACCAGUCAAAAGGUCAUCCACCGGAAUUCAGUAAAGAAAGUGCAUCAAAUACUCAAAGUCUUCGAUAUGAAACAUUAACUUCAGACAUCCAGAUUAACAGGAAUCACAAAAAAAUCACAGACAACUUCCUAGGAAUCUUUCAGAAUCUUGAGAAGAAAAUAAUCACAUUUCUAAAAAAUGAGCUGGAAAUGUUCAAGAAAAUAUUACAGAAAGACAACAAGCAACAAUUUGUGGAGGAUUUUAAUGAGAACAGAUGCAGUAACAGAGAAGCAGCUCUUGAUCUCACGCUCUACUUCCUGAGAGAGAUGAAGCAAGAUAGAGCUGCUGAUACUCUAGAAGAUGAGCUGAUCUUCAUUCAUCAGCUAAAGUGUAGCCUAAAGAAGAAGUAUAAGUGUGUGUUUGAAGGAAUCACAAAGCAAGGAGACUCUACACUUCUGAAGAACAUCUACACAGAUCUCUAUAUCACUCAGGGUUUUAGUGAACAUGUCAAUACUGAACAUGAGGUCAGACAGAUUGAAGUUGCUUCCAGACGUCAUGAAACACAAGAGAAACAGGUUGAGUGCAAAAAUUUAUUUGAAGCAUCUGAACAAGACGAGCAGAUCAGAACUGUACUGACAAAAGGAGUCGCUGGCAUCGGAAAAUCAGUCUCUGUACAGAAGUUUGUUCUGGAUUGGGUAGAAGAAAAAGAAAAUCAAGAUAUCAGCUUCAUAUUUCCUCUUCCAUUCAGAGAGAUGAACUUAAAGGAGAAAGAAAAACUAAGUUUGAUAGACCUUUUAACUCAGUUUUUCCCAGAGACAAAAGGACUGAAGCUUACGAGAAGAAAUCAGUUCAAAGUCCUGUUCAUUCUUGAUGGAUUGGAUGAAUGCCGACUUCCUCUAAACUUUAAGGAUAAUGAGAUAUUGUGUGAUGUUUCAUCAGCAGCCUCUCUGGAUGUUCUCUUAACAAACCUCAAAGGAAAUCUGCUUCCUUCUGCUCUUAUCUGGAUCACCACCAGACCAGCAGCUGCCAGUAAGAUUCCUCCUGAAUGUAUCGAGCGGCUGACAGAGAUACGAGGAUUCAAUGAUGCAGAAGGAGGAGGAGUACUUCGGAAAAGAUUCACGGAUCAGAAUCAGGCCAAAGAAAUCAUUGAUCAUGUUAAACAAUCAAAGAGUCUCUUUAUCAUGUGCCACAUCCCAGUCUUCUGCUGGAUUUCAGCCACAGUUCUCCAGAACAUUUUAGAAGAGAAAAGAAAAAAUGUGAUGAAAAUUAAUGAGUCUGAAGAUGCCUCCAAAACACUACAGGAGUCAAAUACUGAAGACACUCCUAAGACUCUGACACAAAUGUACACACACUUUCUUAGAUUUCAGAUCCAGCAGAGCAGAAGAAAGUAUGAUGGAGAACACACACCAGAUGUUUCCUGGGAUAAAGAUGCCAUCUUUUCUCUGGGGAAACUGGCAUUUGAUCAGCUGGAAAGAAACAAUGUGGUCUUCUAUGACACAGAUCUGGAAGCAUGUGGUAUUGACGUCUAUAAGGCUUCAGUGUACUCAGGCAUGUGUACUCAGAUCUUUAAGGAGGAAACAGGGAUCGUUCUUGGUACCAUGUACUGCUUCGUUCAUUUGAGCAUUCAAGAGUUUAUUGCAGCUCUUUAUGCUCAUCUCUUUCUGGACCUCAACAAAAAAAGUGUGUUUGAUCGAGACUCUACACAACAAGAAAACAAAAGUGAAAUUGAUUUCCUCAAGACUGCAGUGGACAAGGCUCUAGAGAGUGAUAAUGGACGAGAUCUUUUCUUCGAUUCCUCCUUGGUUUGUCACACCCAGUCCAAUCAGAGACUCUUACAGGGUCUGUUGACACAGAAAAAUAGAAAUGACCAGAUCAAAAAGGAAAUAGUUGAGUACAUCAAGCAGAAAUUUGAAGCUAAUCUGUCUCCAGAGAGAUACAUCAAUCUGUUCUACUGUCUGAAUGAAUUGAACGACCAAACUCUGGUGAAAGAGAUUCAGACCCACCUCAACAAAGGGAGACUCUCAUCUGCUGACCUUUCUCCUUCCCAGUGGUCUGCUUUGGUCUUUGUGUUGUUGACAUCAGAGGAGGAGCUGGAGGAGUUUGAUCUUCAGAAAUUCAAGAAAUCAGACGAGUGUCUCAUUAGAUUAUCAUCAGUCAUAACCUCCAAAAGAGCUCUGCUAAGUGAUUGUGGUUUAACAGACAAAAGCUGUUCAGCUCUGGCUUCAGUUCUUGAAUCAGAUUCCAGUCUGAAAGAGCUGAACAUGAACAAUAAUAAUCUGCAGGAUUCAGGAGUGAAGCUGCUCUGCACUGGACUGAAGAAUGCUAAUUGUAAAUUAGAGAUACUGAGACUCUCAGACUGCAGUAUCAGUGAAGAAGGUUAUAAAGCUCUGUCUUCAGCCCUGAGAUCAAACCCUUCACACCUGAUAGAGCUGGAUCUCAUAGGAAAUGAUCCUGGAUCAUCAGGAGUGAAGGAGCUCAGUGAUUUACUUCAGGAUCCUAACUGUCAACUAAACACACUGAGGCUAAAUGAUUGUGGUUUAACAGACAAAAGCUGUUCAGUUCUGGCUUCAGUUCUUGGAUCAGAUUUCAGUCUGAAAGAGCUGAACAUGAACAAUAAUAAUCUGCAGGAUUCAGGAGUGAAGCUGCUCUGCACUGGACUGAAGAAUAUUAAUUGUACAUUAGAGAUACUGAGGUUGUGUGAUUGUGGUUUAUCAGAGGAAAGCUGUUCAGCUCUUGCUACAGUCCUGAGAUCAAAUUGCAGUCUGAAAGAGCUUGACAUGAGCAACAAUAAUCUGCAGGAUUCAGGAGUCAAGAAACUCCAGAACGCUUUAGAAAAUACAGAAUGCACAUUGGAGAACCUCAGACUCUCAGACUGCAGUAUCAGUGAAGAAGGUUAUAAAGCUCUGUCUUCAGCCCUGAGAUCAAACCCUUCACACCUGAUAGAGCUGGAUCUCAUAGGAAAUGAUCCUGGAUCAUCAGGAGUGAAGGAGCUCAGUGAUUUACUUCAGGAUCCUAACUGUCAACUAAACACACUGAGGCUAAAUGAUUGUGGUUUAACAGACAAAAGCUGUUCAGCUCUGGCUUCAGUUCUUGAAUCAGAUUCCAGUCUGAAAGAGCUGAACAUGAACAAUAAUAAUCUGCAGGAUUCAGGAGUGAAGCUGCUCUGCACUGGACUGAAGAAUGCUAAUUGUACAUUAAAGAUACUGAGGUUGUGUGAUUGUGGUUUAACAGAGGAAAGCUGUUCAGCUCUUGCUACAGUCCUGAGAUCAAAUUCCAGUCUGAAAGAGCUUGACAUGAGCAAAAAUAAUCUGCAGGAUUCAGGAGUCAAAAAACUUCAGAGCGCUUUAGAAAAUACAGAAUGCACACUGGAGAACCUCAGACUCUCAGACUGCAGUAUCAGUGAAGAAGGUUAUAAAGCUCUGUCUUCAGCUCUGAGAUCAAACCCUUCACACCUGAUAGAGCUGGAUCUCAUAGGAAAUGAUCCUGGAUCAUCAGGAGUGAAGGAGCUCAGUGAUUUACUUCAGGAUCCUAACUGUCGACUAAACACACUGAGGUUUUUGGGUCCUGCUGCAGAUGAAGGCUGUCAGUAUGUGACUGGAAUUGUGGGUAAAAACCCGUUACUCCUGAAAGAGCUGAAUCUGAGUGAACAUGAACUAGGAGACACACGAGUGAAUCAGAUCUCUGCUCUACUGCAGGAUAAACACUGUCAGAUCAACACACUGAAGCUAAAUGAUUGUGGUUUAACAGACAAAAGCUGUUCAGCUCUGGCUUCAGUUCUUGAAUCAGAUUCCAGUCUGAAAGAGCUGAACAUGAACAAUAAUAAUCUACAGGAUUCAGGAGUGAAGCUGCUCUGCACUGGACUGAAGAAUGCUAAUUGUAAAUUAGAGAUACUGAGACUCUCAGACUGCAGUAUCAGUGAAGAAGGUUAUAAAGCUCUGUCUUCAGCUCUGAGAUCAAACCCUUCACACCUGAUAGAGCUGGAUCUCAUAGGAAAUGAUCCUGGAUCAUCAGGAGUGAAGGAGCUCAGUGAUUUACUUCAGGAUCCUAACUGUCAACUAAACACACUGAGGUUUUUGGGUCCUGCUGCAGAUGAAGGCUGUCAGUAUGUGACUGGAAUCGUGGGUAAAAACCCGUUACUCCUGAAAGAGCUGAAUCUGAGUGAACAUGAACUAGAAGACACACGAGUGAAUCAGAUCUCUGCUCUACUGCAGGAUAAACACUGUCAGAUCAACACACUGAAGCUAAAUGAUUGUGGUUUAACAGACAAAAGCUGUUCAGCUCUGGCUUCAGUUCUUGAAUCAGAUUCCAGUCUGAAAGAGCUGAACAUGAACAAUAAUAAUCUGCAGGAUUCAGGAGUGAAGCUGCUCUGCACUGGACUGAAGGAUAUUAAUUGUACAUUAAAGAUACUGAAGUUGUGUGAUUGUGGUUUAUCAGAGGAAAGCUGUUCAGCUCUUGCUACAGUCCUGAGAUCAAAUUCCAGUCUGAAAGAGCUUGACAUGAGCAACAAUAAUCUGCAGAGUUCAGGAGUCAAGAAACUCAAGAACGCUUUAGAAAAUACAGAAUGCACAUUGGAGAACCUCAGACUCUCAGACUGCAGUAUCAGUGAAGAAGGUUAUAAAGCUCUGUCUUCAGCUCUGAGAUCAAACCCUUCACACCUGAUAGAGCUGGAUCUCACAGGAAAUGAUCCUGGAUCAUCAGGAGUGAAGGAGCUCAGUGAUUUACUUCAGGAUCCUAACUGUCAACUAAACACACUGAGGCUAAAUGAUUGUGGUUUAACAGACAAAAGCUGUUCAGCUCUGGCUUCAGUUCUUGGAUCAGAUUCCAGUCUGAAAGAGCUGAACAUGAACAAUAAUAAUCUGCAGGAUUCAGGAGUGAAGCUGCUCUGCACUGGACUGAAGAAUGCUAAUUGUACAUUAGAGAUACUGAGGCUAAAUGAUUGUGGUUUAACAGACAAAAGCUGUUCAGCUCUGGCUUCAGUUCUUGAAUCAGAUUCCAGUCUGAAAGAGCUGAACAUGAACAAUAAUAAUCUGCAGGAUUCAGGAGUGAAGCUGCUCUGCACUGGACUGAAGGAUAUUAAUUGUAAAUUAGAGAUACUGAGGCUAAAUGAUUGUGGUUUAACAGACAAAAGCUGUUCAGCUCUGGCUUCAGUUCUUGGAUCAGAUUCCAGUCUGAAAGAGCUGAACAUGAACAAUAAUAAUCUGCGGGAUUCAGGAGUGAAGCUGCUCUGCACUGGACUGAAGGAUAUUAAUUGUACAUUAAAGAUACUGAGGUUGUGUGAUUGUGGUUUAACAGAGGAAAGCUGUUCAGCUCUUGCUACAGUCCUGAGAUCAAAUUCCAGUCUGAAAGAGCUUGACAUGAGCAACAAUAAUCUGCAGGAUUCAGGAGUCAAGAAACUCAAGAACGCUUUAGAAAAUACAGAAUGCACACUGGAGAACCUCAGACUCUCAGACUGCAGUAUCAGUGAAGAAGGUUAUAAAGCUCUGUCUUCAGCUCUGAGAUCAAACCCAUCACACAUGAUAGAGCUGGAUCUCAUAGGAAAUGAUCCUGGAUCAUCAGGAGUGAAGGAGCUCAGUGAUUUACUUCAGGAUCCUAACUGUCAACUAAACACACUGAGGUUUUUGGGUCCUGCUGCAGAUGAAGGCUGUCAGUAUGUGACUGGAAUUGUGGGUAAAAACCCGUUACUCCUGAAAGAACUGAAUCUGAGUGGACAUGAACUAGGAGACACACGAGUGAAUCAGAUCUCUGCUCUACUGCAGGAUAAACACUGUCAGAUCAACACACUGAAGCUAAAUGAUUGUGGUUUAACAGACAAAAGCUGUUCAGCUCUGGCUUCAGUUCUUGAAUCAGAUUCCAGUCUGAAAGAGCUGAACAUGAACAAUAAUAAUCUACAGGAUUCAGGAGUGAAGCUGCUCUGCACUGGACUGAAGGAUAUUAAUUGUACAUUAAAGAUACUGAGGUUGUGUGAUUGUGGUUUAACAGAGGAAAGCUGUUCAGCUCUUGCUACAGUCCUGAGAUCAAAUUCCAGUCUGAAAGAGCUUGAAAUAAGCAACAAUAAUCUGCAGAGUUCAGGAGUCAAGAAACUCCAGAGCGCUUUAGAAAAUACAGAAUGCACAUUGGAGAACCUCAGACUCUCAGACUGCAGUAUCAGUGAAGAAGGUUAUAAAGCUCUGUCUUCAGCUCUGAGAUCAAACCCUUCACACCUGAUAGAGCUGGAUCUCAUAGGAAAUGAUCCUGGAUCAUCAGGAGUGAAGGAGCUCAGUGAUUUACUUCAGGAUCCUAACUGUCAACUAAACACACUGAGGUUUUUGGGUCCUGCUGCAGAUGAAGGCUGUCAGUAUGUGACUGGAAUCGUGGGUAAAAACCCGUUACUCCUGAAAGAGCUGAAUCUGAGUGGACAUGAACUAGAAGACACACGAGUGAAUCAGAUCUCUGCUCUACUGCAGGAUAAACACUGUCAGAUCAACACACUGAAAUUAAGAGGCUGUUAUAUGACAGAUGAAGGUUGUUCUGCUGUGACUUCAGCUCUAAAAUCAAACCCAUCACACCUGAGAGAACUGGACCUGAGUGAGAAUAAACUCGGAGACUCUGGAGUGAAACACCUCAGUGAUCUACUGAUGAACACACAAUUCAAGCUGGAGAAACUAGAUCUCUGUAGAUGCAGUAUUACAGAGAAACAGAGUCUCAUCCUGACUUCAGCUCUGAUAACAAAUCCAUCACACCUGAGAGAACUGAACCUGAGCUUGAAUCAUAAAAACACAGGAGUGAAUCACUUAUGUGACAUACUGAAGGAUUCACACUGUAAACUGGAGAGAUUGAGGUUAAGAGGCUGUGAAAUGACAGAUGAAUGUUGUUCUGCUCUGACUUCAGCUCUGAAAUCAAACCCAUCACACCUGAGAGAACUGAACCUGAACGGGAAUCAAAUAGAAAACAUAGGAGUGAAUCACUUAUUUGACAUACUGAAGGAUUCACACUGUAAACUUGAGAGAUUGAUGUUAAGCAGCUGUGGUUUGACAGCUGAAGGUUGUUCUGCUGUGACUUCAGCUCUGAAAUCAAACCCAUCACACCUGAGAGAACUGAACCUGAGUGAGAAUAAACUCGGAGACUCUGGAGUGAAACACCUCAGUGAUCUACUGAUGAACACACAAUUCAAGCUGGAGAAACUAGAUCUGUUUUACUGCAGUAUUACAGAGAAACAGAGUUUCAUCCUGACUUCAGCUCUGAAAUCAAACCCAUCACACCUGAGAGAACUGAACCUGAGUGAGAAUGAAAUAAAAAAUACAGGAGUGAAUCACUUAUGUGACGUACUGAAAGAUUCCCACUGUAAACUGGAGAGACUGAGGUUAAGCAGCUGUGGUUUGACAGAUGAAGGUUGUUCUGCUGUGACUUCAGCUCUACAAUCAAACCCAUCACACCUGAGAGAACUGAACCUGAGUGAGAAUAAACUCGGAGACUAUGGAGUGAAACACCUCAGUGAUCUACUGAUGAACACACAAUUCAAGCUGAAGAAACUAGAUCUAUGUGGAUGCAGUAUUACAGAGAAACAGAGUCUCAUCCUGACUUCAGCUCUGAAAUCAAACCCAUCACACCUGAGAGAACUGAACCUGAGCUGGAAUAAACUCAGAGACUCUGGAGUGAAACACCUCAGUGAUCUACUGAUGAACACACAAUUCAAGCUGGAGAAACUAAAGUUAAGCAGCUGUGGUUUGACAGAAGAAGGUUGUUCUGCUGUGACUUCAGCUCUGAAAUCAAACCCAUCACACCUGAGAGAACUGGACCUGAGCUGGAAUGAACUCAGAGACUCUGGAGUGAAACACCUCAGUGAUCUACUGAUGAACACACAAUUCAAGCUGGAGAAACUAGAUCUGUCUGGAUGCAGUAUUACAGAGAAACAGAGUCUCAUCCUGACUUCAGCUCUGAAAUCAAACCCAUCACACCUGAGAGAACUGAACCUGAGCGGGAAUGAACUCAGAGACUCUGGAGUGAAACACCUCAGUGAUCUACUGAUGAACACACAAUUCAAGCUGGAGAAACUAGAUCUGUGGAGAUGCAGUAUUACAGAGAAACAGAGUCUCAUCCUGACUUCAGCUCUGAAAUCAAACCCAUCACACCUGAGAGAACUGGACCUGAGCGAGAAUGAACUCAGAGACUCUGGAGUGAAACACCUCAGUGAUCUACUGAUGAACACACAAUUCAAGCUGGAGAAACUACAUCUGUCUGGAUGCAGUAUUACAGAGAAACAGAGUCUCAUCCUGACUUCAGCUCUGAAAUCAAACCCAUCACACCUGAGAGAACUGGACCUGAGCGAGAAUGAACUCGGAGACUCUGGAGUGAAACACCUCAGUGAUCUACUGAUGAACACACAAUUCAAGCUGGAGAAACUAGAUCUUUGUCUCUGUGACAUUACAGAUGUUUCUUCUUUAACUCAGUGUUUGACAAAAACAGAAACACUGCAGUUUCUAAAAGAGCUUGAUCUGAGUUUUAAUGAGAUCAGAGACUCAAAGCAGCAGCUCAUUGAUGUGCUACGAGACUCAAACUGUAAACUGAGAAUAGAUAGAGAUCCAUUAUUAGAAGUAUAUAGAAGAAGAUUUCAGAUUUCAGUCUUCAAUUGAGGAUAAAUGCUGUAUAUUAUAGUUUGAGAUCAUCUUGAGAGGAGCAGUAAACAUCAGAUGAAGAUCCACAGAAGAACUUCACUAUGUGUCUAUGAGGAGAAAUAAAUGUGUGAUAAAUGUGUAAAUAUGAUUCAUACAGGUGAAGAGACUCAGACUUUACAAUCAAAUAAUGCAGCUUGUGUGUUAGAAACAUAUUGAAUCAUUAAUAUUGAUUUAAUAUUUACCCUAAUGAUCAUGUUUCAAUUAAAGCUAAACAGAGGAAGAAGCUCAGAUGAGUCUGACUCUUCAGUUUAAUAAUAUUUGUAUUAAACCCAUUCAUAAUGAUCAGUAUAAUAAUGAAUAUGUAUUAAAAAAAGCAAUUAUUAUGAAGUUAGAUUUGUGUGUGUCUGUUUUUAUUAAUCAUAAAUCCUCUCUUUACAAUAAACAAAGCAGAAACACCAUGUAAAUAAAAGCUGGAUUGUGGAGUUUGUGUUGAACUGAUGAGUUAUAAUGAUGAAUAAAAUGAAUAAAACUGAUGAAUAAAAAUGAGUUAUGUAGGGG
This is a messenger RNA of Puntigrus tetrazona (Sumatra barb), 10268 nucleotides long. RefSeq lists its product as uncharacterized. Gene Ontology annotation, molecular function: protein binding. Lineage: Eukaryota; Metazoa; Chordata; Actinopteri; Cypriniformes; Cyprinidae. The record is from RefSeq and is a predicted model, not a curated record.